This is a messenger RNA of Neomonachus schauinslandi (Hawaiian monk seal), 2826 nucleotides long. It is a transcript of the gene ADAM19, whose product is annotated as ADAM metallopeptidase domain 19. Lineage: Eukaryota; Metazoa; Chordata; Mammalia; Carnivora; Phocidae. Gene Ontology annotation, molecular function: metalloendopeptidase activity. The transcript is spliced from 23 exons. Gene Ontology annotation, biological process: membrane protein ectodomain proteolysis. The record is from RefSeq and is a predicted model, not a curated record. Bases 1 to 2637 code for a protein of 878 amino acids.
AUGCCCGGGGGCGUGGGCGCCGUCCGGCUCUGCCUGCUGGCGCUCGCCCUGCCGGGGUGGACCAGAAGAGGAAAUGGGGAAGGCAGCGCCCAGCUACAGCAUGAACGAAUAAUACCUCAGUGGAAGACUGCAGAAAGCCCCACGAAAGAAAAGCAUCCACUCAAAGCUGAGCUCAGGGUAACGGCCGAGGGGCGAGAAUUCAUCUUGGACCUGGAGAAGAAUGAGCACCUUUUUGCUCCAGCCUACACGGAAACCCAUUAUACUCCAAGUGGCAACCCUCAAACCACCACGCUGAAAUCUGAGGACCACUGCUUUUACCACGGGACGGUGAGGAAGGCAGAGCAGUCCAGUGUGACACUCAGCACCUGCCGGGGAAUGAGAGGCCUGAUUAUGGUGAGCAGUAACCUCAGCUACAUCAUCGAGCCCCUGCCUGACAGCGAGGGCCACCACCUUAUUUACAGAUCUGAACAUCUCAAGCUGCCCCUGGGGAACUGUGGGGUCGAGUACUCCAAGUCCACCACCAGGGACUGGGUCCUUCAUUUUAUGAACCAGACCAAGAAACGACCUCGCAGGAUGAAAAGGGAAGAUUUACAUUCCAUGAAGUAUGUGGAGCUUUACCUCGUGGCUGAUUAUGCAGAGUUUCAGAAGAAUCGGCGCGACCAGGACGCCACCAAACACAAGCUCAUGGAGAUCGCCAAUUACGUUGAUAAGUUUUACCGAUCCUUGAACAUCCGGAUUGCCCUCGUGGGCUUGGAAGUCUGGACGCAUGGGAAUAUGUGUGAAGUCUCGGAGAACCCCUACUCUACUCUCUGGUCAUUUCUCAGUUGGAGGCGCAAGCUGCUCACCCAGAAGAACCAUGACAACGCACAGUUAAUCACGGGCAUGUCUUUCCACGGCACCACCAUCGGGCUGGCCCCCCUCAUGGCCAUGUGCUCUGUGUACCAGUCUGGAGGAGUUAAUAUGGACCACUCUGAGAAUGCCAUUGGCGUGGCUGCCACCAUGGCCCACGAGAUGGGCCACAACUUCGGCAUGAGCCAUGAUUCUGCGGAUUGCUGCUCGGCCAGCGCGGCUGACGGCGGGUGCAUCAUGGCAGCUGCCACCGGGCAUCCCUUUCCAAGAGUGUUCAAUGGAUGCAACAGGAAGGAGCUGGACAGGUAUCUGCAGUCAGGCGGUGGGAUGUGUCUCUCCAAUAUGCCAGACACCAGGACACUCUAUGGAGGCCGGAGAUGUGGGAAUGGGUACCUGGAAGAUGGGGAAGAAUGUGACUGUGGGGAGGAAGAGGAAUGUGAGAACCCAUGCUGUAAUGCCUCGAAUUGCACCCUGAAGGAGGGGGCUGAGUGUGCCCAUGGCGCCUGCUGUCACCGGUGUAAGCUGCUGGCCCCUGGAACCCUGUGCCGUGAGCAGGCACGGCAGUGCGACCUCCCAGAAUUCUGCACGGGCAAGUCUCCCCAUUGCCCCACCAACUUCUACCAGAUGGACGGCACCCCCUGUGAGGGUGGCCAGGCCUACUGCUACAAUGGCAUGUGCCUCACCUACCAGGAGCAGUGCCAGCAGCUGUGGGGGCCUGGAGCCCGGCCUGCCCCUGAUCUCUGCUUCGAGAAGGUGAAUGUGGCAGGGGACACCUUUGGAAACUGUGGGAAGGACAUGAAUGGGGAACACAAGAAGUGCAACAUGAGAGAUGCCAAGUGUGGGAAGAUCCAGUGUCAGAGUUCUGAGGCCCGGCCGCUGGAGUCCAACGCAGUGCCCAUUGACACCACCAUCAUCCUGAAUGGGCGGCAGAUCCGGUGCCGGGGCACCCAUGUCUACCGUGGUCCUGAGGAGGAGGGGGACAUGCUGGACCCAGGCCUGGUGAUGACCGGGACCAAGUGUGGCUACAACCAUAUUUGCUUCGAGGGGCAGUGCAGGAACACGUCCUUCUUUGAAACGGAAGGCUGCGGGAAGAAGUGCAAUGGCCACGGGGUCUGCAACAACAACCAGAACUGUCACUGCUUCCGGGGCUGGGCCCCGCCCUUUUGCAACACGCCCGGCCAGGGGGGCAGCGUCGACAGUGGGCCUAUGCCCCCUGACGGUGUUGGUCCUAUGAUAGCCGGAGUGUUUACGGCCAUGUUUGUGCUGGCGGUCCUUAUGCUGAUCUGCUACUGCUGCAAACAGAACAACAAACUGGGCCAACUCAAGCCCUUAGUCCUCCCUUCCAAACUGAGGCAACAGUUCAGUUGUCCCUUCAGGGUGUCUCAGAACAGUGGAACUGGCCACGCCAACCCAACGUUUAAGUUGCAGACGCCCCAGGGCAAGCGAAAGGUGACCAACACCCCUGAAACCCUGCGGAAGCCCUCCCAGCCUCCUCCUCGGCCCCCUCCAGACUAUCUGCACGGCGGCUCCCCACCUGUGCCAUUGCUGACGCACCUCAGCAGAGCUGCUAGGGGCUCCCCAGGGCCCGGGUCCCAAGUAGAGAGGAAGGAGUCAUCCAGGAGGCCUCCUCCAAGCCGGCCAGUUCCCCCAGCCCCAAACUGCAUCCUCUCCCAGGAUUUCUCCAGGCCGCGGCCGCCACAGAAGGCACUCCCAGCUAACCCAGUGCCAGGCCGCAAGAGCCUCCCCAGGCCAGGUGGCGCUUCCAUCCUGCAGCCCACUGCCACUUAAGAGGCCCGUCUUCAGCCCCGGCCUCUGGCAGCACCUGUCCCAAAGUUUCCUGAAUACAGAUCACAGAGGGCUGGGGGGGAUGAUUGGCUCGAAGACCUAGACCCCUCUAAAGGGGCUUCUGCCUUUCCUUGAGGACUCUGAAUCCCCCAGAGGAUCUGUGGCCAUGGAGUCUGGAACAAGCAUGUCUGG